AUGGCGGCCGCGGGGUUCCAGUUCGUGCAGGGCACGGAGCGGCUGGACUGGGGGGUGCUGGUGGCCAUUGACCUGCAGCGGCUGGUGAAGGACACGAACGUGGACACCCUGCAGCGCAUCGUGGAGAACCUCGCCUUUGCCCGCGUCACCCGCGACGAGGCGGCGCUCUUUACACCGGAGCACAUACUGCACCUCUUCACCCUCUGCCAGCUGGUGAUUCAGUACCUGGUGUGCUCGCAGGAGUGCCUGGCGAAGCUCAACGUGCGGCUGACGGAGCGGGGGCAGGAGAUGCAGCACCGCCGCGACGCGGCGGAGGCGGAGCGGGAGCGGCUGCACGAGGAGAACGUCAUCCUGCGCAAGGAGGUGAAGGCGCAGCGGCGCACCCUGCUGGCGUACGAGUACGCCAACACCGCCGGCGGGGGGAUCUCGGCGGCGCACUCGUACGUCUGCCCGCAGUGCGGCGACGCCUAUGCGAAGAAGGAGUCGCUGCAGUCCCACAUGCGCAAGCGACACGCGGCAGCGAGGGAUGGGGCCCCGCCUCAACAGCAACAGCAACAGCAGCAGGUCGAGGCGGCGGCGGCGUACGAGUCGCAGCAGCAGCGGCAGCUCCAGGAGAAGGUGGAUCGGCUGGAGAAGCUGCUGGAGAAGGAGCAGGAACGCAAUGACCGCAUGCAGCACGACAGCAUGCUGAUGCUGAUGCAGGCUAGCAUGAGCGGGGCACGGGCGACGGCAACGACCCCGCCGCCCUCGUCGCCCGUCCCGGCGCCGGUACAACAAACGCAGGAGCCGGUGGCGCGGUUGCCGCAGGUGCAUGCCCCGCCGCCGCAGGUGGCGCCCGAGAUCUCCGCCAUCCCUGUGAUGCCGGACCUCGCCGCCCUGCAGCGGUACAACACGGCGCGGCAGCAGGAGACGGCAAACAACGCCCUGCUGCGGAAGAUAUCGGAGUUGGAGGCACUCGUGGGGGAACUGAGGAGCGCGAAAAGGGACACUGCGGGGGCGCGCGCCGCGCCUGCCCCUGAACCCAUCCGCACGGACACAACGCCCACCUUGCCGACGGAGGCGCUGCACAGACCCCCGUCGCAGCCGCAGUCGCAGCAACCGCAAACGUCCCUGUCAUCGUCGACGUACACUCCGUCGUGGCUCUCGGCGACGGGCACUUUACUGGCGGGGCAGACGUACACUGCGGACCGCGGGGAGAGGAAGCCCGCAGCCGGGCCGGCGGCAGCGCCGCAUGUGGCGCCAACUGCGGUGCCCGCUGCGGCGACGGCGCCUGCCCCCCCACCACCCUCACUGCCGCCGCCGCCGCCGCCGCCGUUGCCUUCAGCCCCCACAUCCGUCGUCGGCGCGCCUGCGGCCGCACCGUCGCCAUCACAGCCGCAAGUGCAGGCGCAACAGCAACAGCAACAGCAACAGCCGCCGGCACAGAAACAGUACACACAGUCGACGCCGUCGGCGCCCCAGCCUCUUCCGGCUCCGGCUCCGGCACCGGCUCAAGCUUCGGCUCCGCUUUCUGCUGUUGCAACCGCGCCGACGUCUUCGGGGCCUGCGCAGGCCAAUCCCCAUUACGUUAGUAGGCCCUACGUCGCGGUUGCCACGACCGCGCCGUUGAACGCACCUGGGGCUUCCCCACCCUUGCUGAGCGCGGCUCCCGCGGCGGCGAACAGCGCAGCUUCACUUAAAAGCGAGGCGUUGUUGGCAAAGUACGGGCCCCCGGGUCCGGCGAUUGUGCCGCGGGCCCUCGCCAAGCCGUCGCAGCCUCCGCCCACAGGUCCUGCGGCAGGCUCCGCGGCGGCGCCUCUGCCGGUUUGGCUGCAACCAAGCCCUCGGCAGGAUGAGAGCGGGAAGGAGCCGACGGGAAACGCUUCGAAUGCACCGCUCACAGGCACCAGCGCGGCGGGAGCAAGUGCCGCUCCGCCCUCGAUUGUGCCACAGCUGCAAUCCGGCCCUCCGCCAUCGCUGCCGCUGUAUCCGGGUGUUCCAGUGGCCGCCCCGGUGGAUGUCCCGCACGCCGCACAGCAGCAAGCGGCGCCUCCCGCGACGGCGGGCUUGGAGUCCCGACCCGGCGGGCCUGCAUAUGCGCCGCCAGCUAUCCCUUUGGCCCCAUCGUACAGCGGCGGCGUGGUGACGCCGGGGACGGGUGUGCCACACGCGGCAGCGCCUGUUAUGCGGGAGGUAAAAGCCAGAAGCAGCAGCAGUAGGAGUAGGAGUUCGUCUUUUGAGAGCAGCACCUCCUCCGACUCGUCGUGA
Messenger RNA from Trypanosoma conorhini, 2247 nucleotides. RefSeq lists its product as uncharacterized. The record is from RefSeq and is a predicted model, not a curated record. Bases 1 to 2247 code for a protein of 748 amino acids. Gene Ontology annotation, cellular component: cytoplasm. NCBI's taxonomy places the organism in Eukaryota, Euglenozoa, Kinetoplastea, Trypanosomatida, Trypanosomatidae. The transcript has a single exon.